This is a messenger RNA of Plectropomus leopardus (leopard coralgrouper), 863 nucleotides long. RefSeq names its product apolipoprotein C4. Lineage: Eukaryota; Metazoa; Chordata; Actinopteri; Perciformes; Serranidae. The record is from RefSeq and is a predicted model, not a curated record.
GUCUCUCAGAUGUUUGUCGAUAAAAUGAUAAAAAAACAGCACUACGAAUGGUCAUCCGAUCUGGACCAAUGUACACCCUGUGGCAGUCUCCUAAUACAAAUAAAACGGCUCGAUAAGACUUGUUUGAUUCAGCUUGUGCUGACCAGAGUUGGAGGAAAAGAUGCAUGUAAAAGAGCUUGUUUUCAGUCUCAUCUUACUAUUGCAAGCAUGCGGCCCACUUUUGGCUCAGACACCAGCCCCGAUACAACCUGACUCUCCAGGAAUACUGCAGAAGCUGGCAGAUAAAGCCAGGGAAGCCAAAGUUAAAGUCCAGGGCUGGGGAGAAUCAGUGGCGGGCUUUACUGGUGCUUACUAUGAAGACCACAUCCAACCAUUGACUGACAGCUACGUUCAAUGGGCCUCUCGUUUCAAAAGCUCCGUGUUGGAGACGAUCCAGACAACCAUUGACAAUUACAAGCCACUGAAAGCAACCAAUCCAACUGAUCAACCUCCUCAGAACUAAAGAAAAGCUGACAAUAAAUGAAUAUUCUUACCACUCGAUGGUGAACUGAUCAUGUCUUAAGGUUUCAUUGUGCUUUGCUGGUUAUGUCAGUCUCUGUAGUAGAUGUUGUUGUACAAACCCAGCUUGUCCUGCAAGAAAUAGGAAGAGAUGAAGAUCAUAAGAGGGAAUUCAAGGCAGUCAUGAAUAAAAUAUGUGAGGAGGUAAAUUCAUCAACAUAUAUGACAUGAUUUCUAUACAGCAUUUAUGAGAAUAACCUGCAGUUUCUUUGUAUAAAGGUGCACUGCUGCUGUAGGUGAUGUUUCCCUUGAAAUAUAUUCAACGAGUUACAUUCAGUCCUGCUAUUAAACAAAUAAAUCCCCCA